GCGGCACUCGGCGCCCGGGGCGUGCGGGCGUGCGGGCGUGCGGGCGUGCGGGUGGGCUGGCGGGCGCUGAGAGUGAGGUGACUCCAGACCUGGGAGGAUGAGCGGUGGUCCCCGGUGACGGAUGGAGGGAAGCAGCUCCUGCAAGGUUCCCUGCGGCGCUGGUCAGGCUUGGAGCAAGCCUGCAUCCCCCUCCAGAGACACUCACGAAGGUGUCAAGGCGGUCAUCCUCUCUUCUUCAGCAAUUUUAGACUUGAGUCAAAGUGGUCUUCACCAUUUAGGAGAGAUCUUUAAAGUUCUCAACCUCAGACAAUUGCACCUUCAGCAAAACGCCCUCUGCACGAUUCCUAAAGACUUCUUUCAGUGACUGCCAAACCUCACCUGGCUGGACCUCCGCUCUAAUAGGAUCACAGCGCUUCCUUCUGGGAUCGGCUGUCACAAGCAUUUGAAAACUUUGCUUUUAGAAAGAAAUCCUAUCAAAAUGUUACCUGUGGAGCUGGUUAAAAAGAGGACCGUGAGCGAGCUGCCGCAUCCCCUGUUGGAUUCAUCCGAAGAGCGUGUGCCUGACAAAGAAGCCAUUCAUUCUCAGGAGGCAAAGGGAACCGUGUUAACAGAAAAGGCAGGCUUUUUCCCACCUGUGGAAAACCUAGACCCGCGUGAGCGCAGAAGGUCCACCGAGCCUCCGGAGGACUGGCCGAGCGAGGAGGAGAUCAGGCGCUUUUGGAAGCUGAGGCAGGAGAUCGUGGGGAGCGAGCCCGCGGAGGUUCCUGAGAGCCAGCGCCUGCCGGUGGAGCUGCCCCCGGCCCUCAAGGCGGUGCUGCGCGACAAGGAGACGCGGCGACCCCGCCCAAGGCCCGUCUUCAGGACGAGGACGCCCUCCUUCAAGAGCGUCCUGCCCGAGCUGGCCCCACGGCAGCAGGCCCUGGGCCGCACCGGCCUGCCGGAAGAGAGCCGGGGCCUGGCCCUCCGGGAGCUGCGGGAGAAGCAGGCCCAGCUGGAGCAGCGCAGGAGAGACAAGCGAGCACUGCAGGAGUGGAGGGAGCUGGCCCAGAGGAUGAAGAGGAGGAGGGGGCUCAGCCACCUCCCGACCCCGCGGAGGAACCUGGUGGCGUCCAAGAUUCCCUUUGCCACUGACCUGAUAGGUAAUGAGAAAAUACCGAUGCAUUCGCCUGGGAAACUGAAACAAAGCAAGGAGAAAUCAUUGCAAUCAAGUCAGGAAAUGAGGCCAGGAGACUGCAGGAUGAAGUAAUGAAACUAAAACCGAGGACGACCUUGAACAGAAACCAUCAAUGUACAGCUCUCCCUGGAAGCCUUUCGCUUGGCCCGACUUUGUCGCAGCCUCAGAAUAUAUUUUUUAACACGAAGUAUUAAGAACCUGAAAAAGUUUACAGAUACUAAUGACAGAGUAUCACUGGUACACCUGGAAAACAGGCCGGCGGCUCGCUGCCUUCCCAGGGUCGCCCGUGUGGGGCGUGAGGUUUACGGGUCCCCAUCUGCGCUGCCUAUUCUGAGGCUGCAGGAGGUCUGAGCUGCAUUAAGAGGAGAAUACGGUGACUGCCGCGUGGCGUCCGUUUGCAGCCCGUCGGCUGGCAGAACGUGGUGUCAGCACCUGUGCCCCCCGACCCUGCUCACAGCGGGGAUCAAGCUUUCACGACUGACUGCAGUGGGGUCCGAGGUCCCGUGGGACCGUCUUUGCUGGGGAGGCAGGAGUGCCCUCCUCCCGCCCCGGGGGUGCCGCUCCCCAUCCCUGGGCGCUGCCCCUCCCCUGGCCCUGCAGCACCGCCAGGCCCCGUCCCAGGCCCCCGGGCUCUCACCCAGAGUCGGCCCGACUUGGUUUCUUGUGCCAAACGUCUGAUUAGAUGUGAAAUAAGGGCCUGAUCUUGAAAAGAUCUUUGAUUCGAUUUCUUUAACAGAUGUAGAAUAAUUCAGAUUUUCUGUUUCUUUUUGUGUCAACUUCUUUGGUAGACAUGUUUUUCAAUGAGUUUUUCCAUUUCAUUCAAGUUGUCAGGUUUAUCAGCAUAAACUUCUUCAUAAUAUCCUCAUAUUUUCUCAGUCACUUAGGACCUGUAACAACGUUCCCUUUCUCAUUACUGAUGUUGUUCCGUUUUCCUUAAUCUUGCUAGGGAUUCAUCAAUUUUGUUAAUCUUUUCGAACAACCACUGUUGGCUUUGUCGAGUUUCUGUUGUGUUUUCUGUAUCAUCAAUUCCUGUUCUUCCCCUUCUUUUCUGUUUUCUUUGGGUUUAAUCAGUGCUCAGAGGGAACUUCACCACUUUCAAAUGCAUAUGUCAGAAAGGAAGAAAUAUGUAAAAUCCAUACCCUGGGCUCCCAACUCAGGAAGCUAGAAGAUGUGUUAGUUACCUGUUGCUGCGUUAACAAGUUACUCCAGAACAAAGCAGCUGGAGAAGUAGAUAAAUAACAAUAAAGAAUUAUAAAUAAUUAUAUUAUGUAUUAGUAUAUAUUAUUAUAUUAACAUUGUGUAAUAAUAAUAAAUAUUUGUUGUCUCUCCCAGCUUCUGAGGGUCAGGAUUGGGAGCGGCUCGGCUGGCAUUUCUGGUUCAGUUGGGCCAUGGGUAGGGCCGUGCUGUCUGAAGGCUCACUGGGCUGGGGGUCUGGUUCCCUGUGAGUCCGGUCCUGGGAAAUGUGUGAAGACUUGCUUCAUGGCUGCCGUACGACUGCCUCUGGGAAGUGUUCCCUGUGACUUGACAAGAAUCUACUUGGAUGUAGUGCUGUCGGAUGUAGCGCUGUGUGUCCCGUCAGGCUGAUUGACCGUGUUGCUCAGAUCUGCAUCCUCCAGGUCGGUUCAUCUUGUCCUCUCAGCUGGAUACCAUUUCCAGCCACGGUUGUGGCCUCAUGUAUGUCUCCCUUUAGCUGUGUCAGCGGCUGCUGUAUGUGGUUCCGAACUAUGUUAUUAGAUGCCUACACAUUUAGGGUUGUUGUGUCUUCCUGUUGAAUUAACCUUUUUAUCAAUAGGAAAUAUUUCUUUAUCUCUUGUUCCAUACUUCUUGCCUUUAAGGUCUGUUUUGUCUGAUGUUAAUAUAGGCAUACCACCACUGUUCCAGUUAGCGUUUACUGAUACGUCUUCCAUCCUUUUACUUCAAUCUUUCUGUGUUUUUAUGUGUAAAGUACGCCUUAUGUAAAUAUCAUAUACUUGGGUCUUCCUUCCUUUCUCUAGCCUGACAAUCUUUGUCUUUUAAUUAGAGUGUUUAGUCCCCUUACAUUCAUAUGGUUGAUUUUAAGUCUCCCAUCUUCCUAUUUGUUUUAUGAGUCUCA
This is a messenger RNA of Balaenoptera acutorostrata (minke whale), 3266 nucleotides long. RefSeq names its product leucine rich repeat containing 27 (gene LRRC27). Gene Ontology annotation, molecular function: protein binding. The record is from RefSeq and is a predicted model, not a curated record. Lineage: Eukaryota; Metazoa; Chordata; Mammalia; Artiodactyla; Balaenopteridae.